CACAUGACUCGCGGAUCAUGUGCCUUGAGUCAUUUAGCGCCCUCGGUAACUACGAUUGGCUGCACUGAAACCUAAGCCAUGUACCCUCCUCUUUGCCUUGCACAUUAAAACAGGCUUGUGGAUUGUGUAAAACGAAAGUACUCCGAGCAUAUCUGGGAAGCAAAACAGUCCAGGGCCAGCUGAUUCGAUAUCACAUUGGAGAGCUCCACAAAGAUGCUGACCAAGACCGCGGUCCUGCUGGUGGCCUGUCUGGCCAUCACCGUGAGCUCACUGCCCACACCUCAAGCCGAAGAGGGGAAACACUGGGUGGUCAUUGUGGCUGGCUCCAAUGGCUGGUAUAACUACAGACAUCAGGCUGAUGCGUGCCAUGCCUACCAAAUUGUUCAUAAGAAUGGAAUUCCCGAUGAGCAGAUUGUUGUUAUGAUGUAUGAUGACCUAGCUGACAAUGAAGAUAACCCCACCAAGGGAGUCAUCAUCAACAGGCCGAAUGGGUCUGAUGUCUACAAAGGGGUGGUGAAGGACUAUGUAGCUGACGAAGUGACUCCAGCCAACUUCCUGGCUGUGCUGAAGGGUGACUCUGCAAAUGUGAAAGGAGGAUCUGGGAAAGUUCUGAAGAGUGGGCCAAAUGAUCACGUGUUCGUGUACUUCACCGAUCAUGGUGCACCUGGCAUCCUGGCUUUCCCAGACGAUGAUCUGCAUGUGAAAGACCUGAUGGAUGCCAUCAACUACAUGCACGAAAAUAAGAUGUACAAAAAGAUGGUGUUCUACAUUGAAGCAUGCGAAUCGGGAUCUAUGAUGAAAGACCUGCCCAAAGACAUUGAUGUGUACGCCACCACUGCUGCCAAUGGCCACGAGUCCUCGUACGCCUGUUACUAUGACGAAGCUCGUGACACUUACCUGGGUGACUGGUACAGUGUCAACUGGAUGGAGGAUUCCGAUGUGGAGGACCUGAACAAGGAGACUCUGAUGAAGCAGUUCAAGAUCGUCAAGAGCCACACCAACACCAGCCACGUCCAGCAGUUUGGAGACAAGACACUGGCCCACAUGAAGGUGAUGGAGUUCCAGGGCGCCUCCAAGAGCAACGGUUCCACGGCCAGUCCGCCUGUCUCCGUCUCCCUGCCAGAGGUGCAGGAGCGUGACCUGACCCCCGGCCCCGAUGUCCCUCUGGCCAUCCUCAAGAGGAAGCUCAUGAAGUCCAAUGACAUCGGCGCCGCCCGCGGUUACCUGGCCCAGAUCAGCACUCACCUGAAGACGCGUGAGCUGCUGGGUGAGACCAUGCGUAAGGUGGUGCAGAAGGUGAUGGGCAGCAAUGGCGAUGCUGAGAAGCUGCUGAACCAGAGGAUGGAGCUGACACGGCACGAGUGCUACAAGGCAGCCGUCACACACUACAGGAAUCACUGCUUCAACUGGCACUCUGGCCCAGAGUAUGAGUAUGCACUGAGGCACCUGUAUGCUCUGGUCAACCUGUGUGAAGUCGGCCACCCAGCAGACAGGAUUGCGUCGGUCAUGGACGACGUGUGUUUCUUCAGGAUGUAAUUGGCGAAGGACCAGCUGUCCAUGUCAAGUCGGUCUUUUGGCCUGUUUGUGGCGUGGUGGUUUCUGAACUGGAAAGCCUCCUCUUUUUGCACUAAGAAAUCAACAUCAAACUUUCGGCACACUGCAAUCAAAUUAUUUGGGGGAUCAUGUAGGCGGUUUUAUUUUAAGUUUUUUUAAAAGAUGCUUUCAUGAAUGUUUUUGUUUUCUAUAGGCAAUUGUGCUUACUGUGAGAUUGUGUUGUGGUUGUUUUUUUAACAAGAAACUGAAACUCUGCCAUGUUGAGUUAAACGGUUCAACUCUUGCCUUUUUAAAUUUGUUUUAUUUUGUCACUACUGAAGCCCAGCUGUUUUGACUUCUCAUCUUCAUAGGAACAUAUACCGUAGACGGUUGGCUCUUAAUCAGAGCUGUAGAGGAUGGAUCUUGUAUCUUUUCCCUGGGCCUCUGUCAUAGGACACAUGGGGGUUGUCUCUCCAUGGUUGAACACUGUGGCAAUUCACUAAAACGACUGUAUUCACUUAUGACUUGUCUGCUAGCUGUCUAUCUGAUGAGAGUCUCUCCAGAGGACGGAGGAAGAACGCUACUACUGUCUUGAUGGGAAUAGGCAGAUACAUCAAAGUACACUGGGCCUCCCUCUUCUGAACUGCAAUGUAGGUACUGGGAGUCCUGUGUUCCCCUGGCUUGCAGUGGCCAUGGAAUUGUUUCAGGAUGGUUAUCAGAUGUCAAGAAUGUACUGCCAUUAGAGAGGGCGUAUUGGGGUUUUUAGUUAAUUGAAGGCAAUUUUAGCCUCUGCUUGUUUUUGUUUCUUUUUUUCUUAACAAGAAAACUUGCCAUUGGAAAAUUUGCUGUUUUAGGGGUUGGUGAAGCAAAAAGAAAAAUCAACAUUUGCCAUAGAUUCCACAUCAGUGCAUGAAUAGACAAUGACCAUGUGGAUAGCUUUAAUGUGGCAUUGAGCAGAAUUGUUAGAUUUGUUUUAUUGCCCAACAGUUUGCCCAGCAGUUUUUUGCCCAGUUGCCCAGUUUUCCUUUUUACAUGGCUGUGUGGCAACCCCAGUUUGUGCAACAAACUUCUGUUUUUUUUCUCCUCAAGCAUCAGUACACUGUGGAUAAACCAUAGUUUCCUUGUAUCAGAGGGGAAGUUCAACCUGUGAAUUAUCAAAAUAAAUUGAAACCAAAUU
Engraulis encrasicolus (European anchovy) is the source of this 2710-nucleotide messenger RNA. RefSeq names its product legumain (gene lgmn). Lineage: Eukaryota; Metazoa; Chordata; Actinopteri; Clupeiformes; Engraulidae. The record is from RefSeq and is a predicted model, not a curated record. The transcript has 14 exons. The coding region runs from base 214 to 1536 and encodes 440 amino acids. Gene Ontology annotation, biological process: vacuolar protein processing. Gene Ontology annotation, molecular function: cysteine-type endopeptidase activity.